AUGUCUGAACAAUACGCACAAUGCCUGAUGGAUCUCCCAAAAGAACUCUUAAUCCAUAUAUCGUCCUUCCUAUCAAAACCAUCGGACCUCAAUGCCCUCUGCCGCACAAAUAGCAUAUUCAACAAUCUCCUCACAAAGCUCCUCUACCGCCUGGACGUCCACCAAGCUCGCAAAGCCCUCCACUGGUCUGCAAAACACAACCACUCCUCAACGGCAGCAAAAUCUCUCUCCGCAGGCGCAGAUCCACAAUCAACCUCAGACUUCGAACCCCAUAUAAAAGGCUGCACGCCACUCCUCCUAGCAGCCUACCACGGCAGCAUCGCCGUCCUAUCCCUCCUACUACAAAAUGACGACAUAAACUUCAACCCUAAUGCUCGGGAUAGGAAAUAUCUCCGCCCACCGCUCUCCUGGGCCGUCAAGCAGGGUCAUCGAGAUAUAAUCCGUGCGCUACUACGAGACGAGCGCGUGGAUGUUAAUCUAGAAGAUAAGAACGGGGAUACACCGUUACUAACAGCGGCUCAUAUAUCUGAUUGGGAAACUGUUUCUUUGUUGGUUGGUAGUGGGCGGGCGGAUCCUAGAAUACGAAAUCGACAAGGCGCGACGGCGUUGUCGAAAGCUAGUCGCGAUCGAGAAGCGGAGGGUGAAGUGGAUUUAUUAUUUGCUGCACAUCUGAGACUUAUUCUUGAUGGGUGUCACGAGGAGAGUCAUGUACAACAUGUGUUUCUUUAUGCGGCUAUUAUGGGGCAAUUGGAGAUCGUGAGGUAUCUUGUGCAGUUCUUUGGGGAGAAGUUGGAUCCUAACGGUGGGGAUCGGGGGUAUGGACGGGGUGCAUUCUCUAUAGCGGCGGAAAGGGAGCAGAUUGAGGUUGUGAGGUUUUUGUUGGGGUGGGAGAAGACGGAUCCUAAUUUGAGGGAUGGCUGGCAGCAUCAGACGCCGCUUUUUGUGGCGGCAAAGCAGGGGAGGGUUGGAGUUGUGGAUCUGUUGGUGGAGAGUGAGAGGGUGGAGUUGGAGUUGGCGGAUGUUCAUGGGACUACGCCUUUGAGUGAAGCCGCGACGAAGGAAGGGAAUGGAAGGGUUAUCAAUAGGCUCGUGACGGGGAUUAGAAGGGCAGAUCCGAAUGCUAGGGAUCAGAAUGGAGAGACGGCGCUAUAUAAGGCCGCUGCAAUGGGGCUUUUGGAGAAUGUCAAUGCCUUGUUAGAGGCUGGAGGUAUUGAUCCCAGCUUGGGGGACUCCGAAGGAAGGACCCCAUUGGAUAUAGCGAAGGUCUAUGGAUACCCGCUUGUAUGUAAGAGAUUAGAAAGCAUAUAG
This is a messenger RNA of Penicillium odoratum, 1308 nucleotides long. RefSeq lists its product as uncharacterized. NCBI's taxonomy places the organism in Eukaryota, Fungi, Ascomycota, Eurotiomycetes, Eurotiales, Aspergillaceae. The record is from RefSeq and is a predicted model, not a curated record. The transcript has a single exon. The coding region runs from base 1 to 1308 and encodes 435 amino acids. Gene Ontology annotation, molecular function: protein binding.